UCGGCUCUAAAUAAACAAGAAAUUGUUUUUCCAGUUUAUCCAUUUGAUUACUCAGAGUCCCAAAAAAAAUCAAAAGACCUAAUGUGAAAUUUCAAAAGACUUUUUUGGCAAUUGAGGGUUAGAACUGAACCCUAAGUCAACUAUCUAGUAAAUUUAAUUUAUUCGCUGUACCUCAACUCCCAUGCGAUGAUCGAUGUAUAUUUGUUGAGGGACUUGAGUUCAGCGUCCAUGUUGCGAAACCACCGUCUCACAUCUUCAUUCUGAAUAUCAUUGAAAUUCUGAGAGGAAUUUGCACUCACAACACUCUUCACAGCACAGGCAAGGAGGUUGAGACCCAGGAGGAACAACAUGCCUGAGGUUGAGGCACUGCCAAUGUCUCAAAUCACUGAAAUCACAUCCGAUCCAUCCGGCGGUAUUUAUACUGUUUUGUGGGAAAAUAGACGCUUGCGCACGGAAAAAUCCUGUUUCUUUGGAUGAUUGUUGCUGGGAAGGUGGAGUAGGAUGACUGGAAGACUUCCACCUAAAGAGAUUACAAAGUAAAUUGGAAGAUGAGUCGAUUGUAACCACGAAAUACGGCACCCCAAUUGGUGUUAAGACCGCAGUACAAACAGUUGGUCCCUAUGGUGAAGUUCUGCUGCAGGAUAAUCAAUUCCUGGACGAGAUCACUGCCUUCGAUCGUGAACGUAUCCCAGAACGUGUAGUACAUGCGAAAGCAGCAGGUGCCUUUGGUUACUUCGAGGUGACGCAUUCCGAAAUCCAGAAGUACUGUGCUGCCAAACUGUUUGAUAGCGUGGGAAAGAAGACGCCCAUUGCCGUGCGCCUCUCAACAGUGGGCCAAGAAAGAGGAUCUGCUGAUACUGUACGAGAUCCUCGUGGAUUCCCCAUCAAGUUCUACACUGAAGAUGGAAUUUGGGAUUUGGUUGGCAAUAAUACGCCAAUUUUCUUCAUUCGCGAUCCAAUUCUUUUCCCCAGUUUUAUUCAUUCGCAAAAGAGAAAUCCACAGACGAAUCUAAGAGAUCCAGAUAUGUUCUGGGACUUUAUUUCGUUGAGACCUGAAACUACUCAUCAGACGUGUUUCCUAUUCUCGGACAGAGGAAUUCCCGAUGGUUAUCGUCACAUGAAUGGUUACGGAUCAAAUACAUUUAAGACCAUUAAUGCCAAGGGUGAAGAGUUUUGGGUGAAAUUCCACUACAAAACUGAUCAGGGAAUUAGGAAUUUGCCUCCAGAUCGAGCUCUUGAGCUUGCAGCAAAGGAUCCCGAUUAUUCUACCAGGGAUCUGUACAAUGCUAUUGCCAAGGGUAAUUUCCCCAGCUGGACAUUUUAUAUUCAAGCAAUGACCAUGGAACAGGGUGAAAAGUUUAAACACAGUCCAUUUGAUGUGACGAAAAUUUGGCCACAGUCUGAGUAUCCGUUGAUCAAGGUGGGAAAAAUUGUGCUGGAUCGCAAUCCCAAGAACUAUUUUGUUGAUGUUGAACAAAUUGCCUUCAAUCCAGCACAUUUUGUGCCAGGAAUUGAAGCAUCACCUGAUAAGAUUCUCCAGGGAAGACUGUUCUCAUAUGGUGACACCCAACGCUAUCGCGUUGGUCCCAAUCACCUUCAGCUACCGAUAAAUUGUCCUUAUCGCGGCAAUCCCAAGCACUAUCAGCGCGAUGGACCUAUGAAUUUUACAGAUAAUUGCAAUGGUGCUCCUAACUACUAUCCCAAUUCCUUCGGUGGACCUGAGCCCUACCCACGUGUCCUUAAGCUCCAACCUCCCUACAAAGUCAGCGGGGAUGUGGCUCGUUUCGAUACCGGAGAGAGCGAAGACAACUUCUCUCAGGUCACGGACUUCUACCGUCGCGUUCUGAGUCCUGACCAUCGCGUUCGUCUAGCUGAGAACAUCGCUAACCACUUGAAGGAUGCCAGUGCGUUCAUUCAGGAGCGCGCUAUCAAAAAUUUUGAAAAAGUUGAUCUAUCCUUUGGCGAGAAAAUUAGUGAACUAAUCAAGAUGCAUGAACGCAAAAAGUGGGCCAACCUCUACCAGUAAAGAACAAAUUUAUUAAGAGAGCAGUACCAGCAUCAUCUAAGUGGGUUUCAGUGAUCUUUGUUUUACAUAUCCUUCCAAGGAUACUGUAAAAUUUCUAUUUACCGUAAAAAUUACACUAUUGUAAUUUUUAUGGAAUUUACAUGAGUUACUUAGCCAAUAAAAAAUCCCAGCAAAAAUAUAAAUCGAAUAAGAUGAAAGCAUCAAAUAGAGUAAAUUUUUUAUCACAUUUAUCUUUUAUCAGAUUUAAUGGUGUUAUUCCAAUGAAAAAUGAAAGGAGGAAAUCUCUCUCCUGAAAUUUUUUUUUAGUACAUGACUGUUCUCAAGUGUUUCUGCGUUAUCGAUUUUUCUUUGUGUUGGUUCUUGUCACGGCUGUUUUUCUGAUUUUAGAACACGACAAUGAGUAGGGAUAACAGUCAUAAAAGAAACCAACACAAAAUGACAAGUCGGUAAUGCAGAAGCAUUUGAUUGUGCUAAAAAAAAAACAUCUUCAUUUUUCAUUGGAAUAGCACCAUAAUUCAUAAUUGCAGUACUUCUUAGGGAUUUGAUAUAAUUGAAUUGAUGAAACACAAUUCGAAGAAUAAAAUUGUGAUUAUUUCACUUAAAAUAAAAUUAUUCAAAUUGUAAAAAAAAA
Molecule: messenger RNA, 2657 nt
Organism: Phlebotomus papatasi
Lineage: Eukaryota; Metazoa; Arthropoda; Insecta; Diptera; Psychodidae
Product: catalase-like
Exons: 3
Coding region: 1025-2026 (333 amino acids)
Biological process (GO): hydrogen peroxide catabolic process; response to hydrogen peroxide
Cellular component (GO): peroxisome; cytoplasm; mitochondrion
Molecular function (GO): heme binding; catalase activity
Source: RefSeq, a predicted model, not a curated record